Molecule: messenger RNA, 4343 nt
Organism: Mauremys reevesii (Reeves's turtle)
Lineage: Eukaryota; Metazoa; Chordata; Testudines; Geoemydidae
Gene: ACIN1
Product: apoptotic chromatin condensation inducer 1
Molecular function (GO): nucleic acid binding
Source: RefSeq, a predicted model, not a curated record
GAGCGGGACAGAGCCCGGCCGGGGGAGAGCUCAGUCCUCACCCGGGUCCGUUCCGCGAUCGAAAGGCGUCCACACGCGCAGCCCCCGGCCAAGCCUCGUUUUCACCGGGGCCCCGCCCGCAAGCACACGAGCGUUUCCGGAGCGGCCCGAGCGCACGGACCCGCCUUCAGCUGGCGGCGGAAAUAACCGAGCGCGUCCGAACGGCCGCCGUCCAGCGCAUGCGCAGUGACGGAACCGAGUCGGUGCCGGACGUGCCCGAUAUUUUCCGAGUAAGGACGGACGCACCCGAGCGCUGCAGGAUCUCACUUCCGGGUCCCGAGCCGCAACCCGAAAGCUCCCGAGGAGUGACGGAAAGUCCCGAAGCCCACUUCCGGGUGGGCGAUGGCGCCGGCGCGGACCGAAGCGAGGCCGGAAAGACCCGAAGAGCCGAGGCGGGGACUUCUAGGUGGGCGAAGGCUGCCGAGCGUCUCCGGAAAGAGCCGAAGGUGCGCGAGAGGCGGCCUGGCGGCGGCCGAGCCUCUCCGGAAAGAGCCGAGGUGUGGCCGGAAGUUGCCGAGCGGGCCCGGACCGGGCGAGGGAGGAGGCCGGCAGCGGCGCCACACAAGAUGGCGGACGGGGAGGAGGUGACUCUGGACGGGAGGCCGCUGCAGGCGCUGCGGGUCGCCGACCUGAAGGCGGCCCUGCAGCAGCGCGGCCUGGCCAAGAGCGGCCAGAAGAGCGCGCUCAUCAAGCGGCUCCGCGGGGCCCUGAUGCUCGAGAACCUCCAGAAGCACUCAACCCUGCACGCCACCUUCCAGCCCAACUCCCAGAUCGGUGAGGAAAUGAGCCAGAACAGCUUCAUCAAGCAAUACCUGGAGAAGCAGCAUGAGCUGCUGCAGCAGCGGCUGCAGAGGGAGGCACGAGAGGCAGCCGAACUGGAGGCCUCCGGGAAGAGCUACCCCAUCUCCCGGGAGAGAAACGACUCUGACGAGGAGGGAACCAGGAGGCAGGAGCGCCGCUCCACCCGGGUCAGGCAGGCCAGAGCCGCCAAGCCCCCGGAGGGCCCCCAGGCCGUGGGGCCGGAGGAGCGGGAGGCGCCCCCUAGGGGCCGGAGGCCCGGGCCACGGCCCCCCCUGAAGCUGGAGCAGGAGCAGGAGGAGGACGAGGAGGAGGAGGAGGAGGACGAGGAGGAAGACGAGGAGGAGGAGGACGAGGACGAGGAGGAGGAGGAAGCAGCAAAGGCUCCGGAGGGGAAGGAGGCUUCCCGGGGGAUGGGGGAAGCCUGGGCCCCAGGCCCUCAGGCCAGCAGCUCACCCCAGGAAAUCAGGGGGGCCCGCCAGGAGAAGGGGGGGCUCAUGGUCCCAGCACCCCAACCGACAGGAGUGCCCAGAUCCCCAGCACCCCAGGAAGUGGGAGGGGGCAGAUCUCCGGCACCCCAGGAAGUAGGGGGGGCUGAGACCCAGGGAGUGGGGGGCCCCACAUCACCAGGGCCCCAAGAAAGGGGGUCAGCCCAGGCCCUGGGGCCCCAGGAGACAGAGGGGCCCAGAGCUCCAAAGCCCCAGGAAAGGGGGGUGACCAGGCCCUCGGAACCCCAGGGAAGUGGGACAGUUGUGACUCCAGCCCCCCAGGAGAAGGGGAAGCCCAGUCUACCGGCCCCCCAGGAGAAGGGGGAGCCCAGCCUGCCAGUCCCCCAGGAGAAGGGGGAGCCCAGCCCAAUGGCCCCCCAGAAGGAGGAGGAGCUGAGCCUGCCAGCCCCCCAGAAGAAGGAGGAGCCGAGCCUGCCAGCCCCCCACGAGAAGGGGAAGUCCAGCCCAACAGCCCCCCACAAGAAGGAGGAGGCCAGCCCGCCAGCCCCCCACAAGAAGGGGGAGCCCAGCCCGCCAGCCCCCCACAAGAAGGGGGAGGCCAGCCCGCCAGCCCCCCAGGCAAAGGGGGAGCCCAGCCCGCCAGCCCCCCACAAGAAGGGGGAGGCCAGCCCGCCAGCCCCCCAGGCAAAGGGGGAGCCCAGCCCGCCAGCCCCCCACAAGAAGGGGGAGGCCAGCCCGCCAGCCCCCCAGGCAAAGGGGGAGCCCAGCCCGCCAGCCCCCCACAAGAAGGGGGAGGCCAGCCCGCCAGCCCACCAGGAGAAGGGGCAGCCCAGCCCCACGGCUCCCCCGCUGGAGGAUUCCCCAGAGAAGAAGGGAGUGACUGGGCUCCAGGAAGACAAGGGGGUCCCCCAGGAGGAGGCAGAGGAGCCCCCUGAGAUCUCACAAGAAGGGGGGGUGGCUGCAACCGCCAGCUCCCCAGCCCCUCCCCAGCUGUCAGAAGGGGAGGCACCGAUGGCCCCCCCUGGGGAGGAUGAGCCCCCUCCGCCACUGCUGACCAAGGAGGCCCCCCCCAGUCAGAAAAGGCCAUCGGGGACCCACCCAGCAUCACCAUCCCCUCCCCCCCAGCGCCGGCGGAGGGGUGGGUCCGACUCAGACUCCGACUCAGAUUCCACUUCCUCCGGAUCCCGCUCCAGCCGUUCCGAGUCGCCCACCAGGAAGCGCCAGGCCUCACGCUCCAGCUCCAGCAGCAGCAGAAAGUCGCGCAGCCCUGACGCCUCGCGGGCCGGCCCCAGCUCCCCACACACCAAAGAGCCCUCCCCAGCAGGACAGCAGGAGGCGCCGGAGAGUCCCAUGGCAGAGGGCAGGCCGGCCCCCCAGAGACGCCCCAGCCACGGGCACCGGCACAGCCCGUUGUUGCAGCAGGGCGGCUCAGAGACCCCGGGGGGCCCAGCCAGGGCAGAGCCCACAGGGGACCCGCCGCGCCAGGCAGAGCAGAGGCAGCGUGUGAGUAGCCAGGAGGAGAAGGAGGAGGUGCCUAUGGAGUACGAGCCCCCCCAGGCUGGCGCUAGCCCCCCGGCCGGCCCCCCCACUCAGCCCCCCGGCCCCGACGAGCACCCCGACGGGGGGCCCGAGGACGAGGAGAGGAAAGAGGCCACGGCGCAGCACAAGGCCUUCAAGAGGAAGAUCUCCGUCGUGUCAGCGGCCAAGGGGGCAGCGGCAGGGAACAGUGACACGGAGGGCGGCCAGUCGGGGGGGCGCAAGCGGCGCUGGGGGUCCAGCACGGCUGCCACCCAGAAGAAGCCGUCCAUCAGCAUCACCACCGAGUCGCUUAAGAGCCUGAUCCCCGAGAUGAAGCCGGCGGCGGGGCAGGAGGCGGUGGUGGAUCUGCACGCCGACGACUCCCGCCUUUCAGAGGACGAGGCAGAGCGGCACGGGGAGCCGCCGGCCCACGAGAAGGGGCUGAAGAUCUGCCGGACCGUCACGCAGGUGGUGCCAGCCGAGGGGCAGGAGAACGGGCAGGGCGAGGAGGAGGAGGAGGAGAAGGAGCCGGAGGAGGAGCAGCCUGAGGCCCCUCCGGUCACAGCAGAGUUGCCGUUGCCCCCACCUGUGGAGCACGAAGUCAAGAAAGUGACGCUCAGCGACACCCUGACGCGCCGCUCCAUCAGCCAGCAGCUGGGCGUCUCCAUCACCAUCGAUGACCCCGUGCGCACGGCCCAGCUGCCGUCGCCCCGCGCCAAGCCCAGCCCCAUCGUGCACAUCUGCAACCUGGUGCGGCCCUUCACGCUGGGCCAGUUGAAGGAGCUGCUGGGCCGGACGGGGACGCUGGUGGAAGAAGCCUUCUGGAUCGACAAGAUCAAAUCGCACUGUUACGUCACGUACUCCACGCUGGAGGAGGCAGUGCUGACCCGCAACGCCCUGCACGGGGUGAAAUGGCCCCAGUCCAACCCCAAGUUCCUGUGCGCCGACUUCGCCGAGCAGGACGAGUUCGUGCAGGAUUCGUGCAGGAGUGGGGGGCUCCCUGGGGAGUGGGGGCUCCCGGCCCGGCACUCACCCCCUCUCUCGCAGUUCGUGCAGAAGCAGGCGGAGCGGGCGGCCCGGGCGCGGGAGCGGGAGCGGCGCCGCAAGGAGCUGGAGGAGGAGGAGCUGCGCCAGCGGGAGCGGAGCCGCCAGGCCGAGCGGGACAAGCGACGGGAGCACAGCCGGGAGCGGGGAGCUGGGGGCGCCCCAGGGGGGGCAGGCAGCGCCGAGCGGGGGGGCCGGGAGCGCCGCGAGGCCAAGAGGCACAGCCGGAGCCGGAGCCGCAGCACCCCGGUGAGGGACCGCGGGGGGCGCCGCUGAGCCUCCGUUGGGCAGCUGUGGGGGAGGCGGGCCCAGCCCCCCAUGGGGCCCCCCCGGGCUCUGCCGGGGGCUGCUGGGUUAUUGAGUUGGAUAAUUCUGCUGCCCCCUGGGGCAGAUCCCCCCGAACCCCGUUAAUUUGUAUUUUAUUUUGGGACAAAUGUUUUUUUAUUCUGCUGUCGCUGGCAAUCGAGAGGAAUAAAAGCCGGAGUUAGUUUCAUA